Molecule: messenger RNA, 1715 nt
Organism: Liolophura sinensis
Lineage: Eukaryota; Metazoa; Mollusca; Polyplacophora; Chitonida; Chitonidae
Exons: 8
Coding region: 245-1570 (441 amino acids)
Biological process (GO): signal transduction; regulation of apoptotic process
Molecular function (GO): protein binding
Source: RefSeq, a predicted model, not a curated record
GACUUGCGCAGACAGGCUCACAUCAAGAACUUUUAAACAACAAUCAGUUGUGUUAGUGCAUGUCUGAAACAGAAUCAAGUCUGGUAGGACAUAACAGUUCCGUCAAUCAGUACCAAAGCACUCUUCAAUUUGGAGGCAGAUCUUUCGUCCAGAUUCCCCCAUCAGCGAUUGUGAUCAAAACACAGGGGUUGUGUACCAGAAGGAACGUGUCCUUACAUGUCCGUAGGACAGCAUAUCUGACAGGAUGGACCCCACCAAGGCAAGUUCCUUACACCAUUUCAUUUAUCGGGAGAUUAACAGUGAUCUAACUUCCUCCGACUUAGUCCAGCUAAAGGCUGAGUUGAGACCGUAUCUUGACAGGGAUACAAUUAACAAGUGCCAGGAUGGAUAUGACAUCUGCCGUGGACUCGAAAGAGCCGGACAUAUCAGCAUCGGAAAUUAUGAAGUGUUGAAAACAAUCCUAGAAGCGGCCGGCUUUAUAAACCUUCUUCAUUGUAUUGAAACCAAAUCAGCAGAAAUCGAGCCAGCCCAAGGACACAACAUUUCUGACAAUGACCACAGGCGGAGAGAUAUCUUACACCAUGCCAUUUAUCGGGAAAUUGUCACAGAUUUAACUUCCUCCGACUUUGAAGAGCUGAAGGCUGCGGUGAGACCGUAUCUUGACAGAGCUAUAAUUGACAGGUGCCAAAAUGGAUAUACCAUCUGCGAUGAACUGGAGAAAUCCGGAGUAAUCAGCAAAGGAAAUUAUGAGAUGUUGAAAACAAUUCUAAACUCCGCCGGCCUUAUAAACCUUCGAGAACGUAUUGAAACCCGAGCAGCUGAAAUCGAGCCAGAUGUACCAACUGUGAAAACACGGAAAGUGAACGAAAACAAUGUAAUCCACAACGAAAUUCUACAACUCGUUAAUCAGGAGAUUAUUCCCAACGAGUUCAGAGGUUUUCAACGCGCCGCAAGUGUUUACCUGAGCACUGCAACGGUUGCCAGAUGUAAAUCAGGAUUCCACAUAUGCUGCGAGCUAGAGAAAGCUGGCAAGAUUAAAGUCGGGGAUUAUGAAAAUCUCAAGGAAAUAUUGGUCAUGGCCGAUCUGAUAUCCGUAAAAAAACGCAUCGAAGAGGAGGAAAGUAAGAUUAUAAAAGGAAGUGAUGAGGUCCCAAAGACUAGUCACUGCUCAGGUGAUGGUGCCCAAGGAAAUGUCCAUGACACACACAGCCCAGAGCAAGCCAGCUCAGGAAACAAAGACAGCAUCGACGAUGUAUUAGCACCAAAGUCAGAUGUCUCGGUUCAUAUGAACGAGCCGGACAAAAACAUUUGGUGGAAAAUCAUGAGCAGUGUUCAAAAUAGCGACAUUUGCCGAGAGUGGAGAACACUCGCGAGACAACUCGGUGUGAGUGACUGGGAUAUAGACGAGAUAGCCUACAGUAAUCCUCAACUAAAGGAACAAUGCUAUCAAAUGCUGCGCAGAUGGAGGCAAAUCGGCGGGUCAGGGGGUACACCAAGUGGUUUGAUUAUAGCUCUAAAACAACUGCAUUUCGAACAAGUUGCAGAACAGGUGGAGAACUGUAUCAGUUAAACGCAUCUGGUAAACUGAACCUGUUUGGAAGAUUCAACUGAGCUAACAACGCCGACUUAAAAAUUCCCCUGUACAAAGGCUGAGUUUGGGUCCAUAUUAUAAUGUACUUAAUUCACCACUAUUAAAUAAAGAAGAAGAUUUGUAC